AUGAAUUCUCCUCCAAGAUUGAAGAAGCACAUUCGAUUCUCAUCUACUUAUUCAUCCACUUCCUCUGUAGAUGAUGUUGUACAACGUGGAUCAACCCUACCUCAAGUAGAAACCACUGUCUUACUGAUCCAAGAUGUGAUUUCUCUAAGGUCAGUGUGUCCCUCUCAACAAGCUAAACAUGUUCCUCCUAUAGUGAGACCUCUUCAUACUACUUCUUUUUAUCAAGGGGAAUCCAGCUCCAAAUUUCAAACUACUAUGAUCUCUCAACUCCUUCUAUUGGUGCCGAUAACUCAAUUAUUGGGAAAAAAAACUGACUAA
Messenger RNA from Lactuca saligna, 318 nucleotides. The record is from the annotation of a GenBank genome assembly. Lineage: Eukaryota; Viridiplantae; Streptophyta; Magnoliopsida; Asterales; Asteraceae.